AUGGUGGGAGGCUUUGCACGAGAUGCUCCUAAUGGGUUCGAGAACUACAUUCAUAAGGUAGCCAUUGUAGAAGCUGGCGGUAACAUUGGGAAAGCCAUCGCAGAGGAACUCCUAAAGACAGGGAAGCAUACAGUGACCGCCAUCACGCGUAAAGAAAGCACCAGUACCCUGCCGUAUGGUGUCGAGAAGGCUUUAGUCAAUUACGAGGACACAAAGUCUUUGGUCGCAGCUCUCAAUGGCCAAGACUUCCUCAUCAUCACGCUUUCACUGAGCGCUUCUCCGGGUACUCACACGUCUCUGGUUCAAGCUGCUGCUGAGGCAGGCGUUCCAUACGUCAUGCCUAACGGUAUCAACGCACACAGCGCAGCAAUCAGGAAGGACAUUCCUGUCACAAACGCCGUCAUGGAGAACAUCGCCGAGGUUCAGAAAGCGGGCCUGACUUCGAUCACGCUGAUGAACGGGUUUUGGUACGAGUACAGCCUCGUCGCUGGUUCAGCCACCUUUGGGUUCGACUUGAAGAAUCGUACCAUCACUUUGUAUGACGACGGUGACCAAGCUAUCAAGGUCUCUACAUGGGCACAAUGUGGUCGCGCCGUGGCAUCUAUGUUGAGUCACAAGAUCCUCCCCGAGAACGCCGACGAUAACUCGACAACCAUCUCCCAAUUUCAUAACAAGACUGUCUUUGCGUCAAGCUUCAAGGUCAGCCAGCGCGAUAUGCUGGAGAGUGUCAAACGAGUGACGGGGACAACGGAUGCUGACUGGAGGAUUGAUCAUGAGACAACCAAGAAGAGGUACAAUGACGGUCUUAAAGAGCUAAAACAAGGCAAUCAUGAGGGCUUUUAUAAGUUGAUGUACGCCCGGGUGUUCCAGCCGACCGAUGAUGCGGACUUCCAGUCUGACAACGAUCUUUUGCAACUGCCAAUCGAAGACUUGGAUGAAGCUACGCGCACUGCCGUAUCAAUGUCGAGAGCCUCCGCAAACGAUAGCGAGGCCAAUCGGCACUAA
Colletotrichum lupini is the source of this 1005-nucleotide messenger RNA. Its product is annotated as CipA protein. The transcript has 2 exons. The coding region runs from base 1 to 1005 and encodes 334 amino acids. Lineage: Eukaryota; Fungi; Ascomycota; Sordariomycetes; Glomerellales; Glomerellaceae. The record is from RefSeq and is a predicted model, not a curated record.